This is a messenger RNA of Linum trigynum, 285 nucleotides long. The record is from the annotation of a GenBank genome assembly. Lineage: Eukaryota; Viridiplantae; Streptophyta; Magnoliopsida; Malpighiales; Linaceae.
AUGAAGGCCAUCCUCUCGUCGGAAACGAUGGACAUCCCAGAAGGCGUCAAGAUCAAGGUUCACGCCAAGGUGAUUGAGGUACAAGGACCGAGGGGCACGCUCGUCCGCGACUUCAAGCAUUUGAAUCUGGAUUUCCAGUUGAUCAAGGACGAAGAGACCGGGAAUCGAAAGCUGAAGGUUGAUUCUUGGUUCGGAACCAGUAAGAUCAGUGCCUCCAUCCGUACGGUUCGUGUAUGCUCAUUUCCCCAUCAACGCAUCCAUCACCAAUGCCAACAAAGCCAUUGA